Molecule: messenger RNA, 639 nt
Organism: Plectropomus leopardus (leopard coralgrouper)
Lineage: Eukaryota; Metazoa; Chordata; Actinopteri; Perciformes; Serranidae
Product: interferon gamma 1-like
Biological process (GO): immune response
Cellular component (GO): extracellular region
Molecular function (GO): type II interferon receptor binding
Source: RefSeq, a predicted model, not a curated record
CUUAACCCUCUCAGUCUUUCUCAGAGGACACGCUUUUUGCAGAACAAUCAACGGUAAUUUAGUUUAAAUUAGUCGUCCAAUAUGUCUUCGAGCUGUGGUUCACUGUGUCUGCUGGUCUUACUGGGAGUUGUGUUGGCAUCUGGGCUUCCUUGCCAUUUGAGCGUCCGGAACCUAAACCAAACCCCCGACUCCAUCGCAGAUGUGCUGAAUUUGAAACAGCCAGAAAUUGGGGCUAAUCCGCUCUUCAGUUCGAUCAUCAAGAGCAUCAACACCUCCUGCCAGAGAAAAGUACUUCUGAUGAACGCCACUCUGGACGUCUACACUCGAAUCUUCUCCAGCAUCCUGCAGCACGACAAGACCAGAGUCCAUCUGCUGGACGAGCUGUCCGAACAGCAGACGUCCAAGGUGAAGACGGUUGUGAAGAAGCUCCAGCAGGACAUGGAGAAGCUCAGGGCACACCUGAGCCACCCGAGCCACGAGAAAGAGGAUCUAUUCAGCCAGCUGAACAUGAUAAAGAUUGACGACCCCGUGGUUCAGAGAAAAGCCCUCGCUCAGUUCAAAGAGGUCUACCAGGCGGCCUCUGUGGUUGUCAGCCCCCAGUGUGGCCACGCCCACUCCGCUCCUGCUGAAGGACGCUGA